Uloborus diversus is the source of this 1443-nucleotide messenger RNA. RefSeq names its product origin recognition complex subunit 5-like (gene Orc5). Lineage: Eukaryota; Metazoa; Arthropoda; Arachnida; Araneae; Uloboridae. The transcript has a single exon. Gene Ontology annotation, cellular component: nuclear origin of replication recognition complex; nucleus. The record is from RefSeq and is a predicted model, not a curated record. Bases 96 to 1433 code for a protein of 445 amino acids. Gene Ontology annotation, molecular function: DNA replication origin binding. Gene Ontology annotation, biological process: DNA replication; DNA replication initiation.
AAAGUCUUCAAAAUUUCUACCGUGAACGUAUCAAGUUUGGUUUAAUUUAUUGUGUAUCACAAGUUAGGAGAUAUUUUUAUGAAAAACUUUCUCACAUGGCUUCCUUUUUUGAUUUGGUUUCUCUGCUUGUCGGUCCCAACGAGAAUGCAUGUAAUGAUACGGAGAUAUUAUUUCGAGAUAAAGAAAAAGAAUUUCUGUUAAAUUUCAUGGGCUCCGAUGACUGUUUACCUUAUCCGAGUUUGUUUAUUUAUGGCCAUACUUCAACAGGGAAAACAAUGCUAGUUACUCGAAUCAUGCAAGGUUUCAAUUUGUCCCAUGUAUGGAUAAACUGUCAUGUUGCGUGCAGUUCACAAUUGGUGUUAAAAGCGAUAGUUCGAGAACUUUCUGAUGGUGAUUCAAAAAUAAAAGCUCUGACGUUCUGUGACUUAGUGCAAUUUUUGAAAAGAACCCUCAAAGAUAGAUCUGAAACUACAUAUUUCAUUUUUGAUGAUGUUGAUGUUUUAAGGAAGGAAGAUGCUUUCCUUCUAACAUCUUUAUUGAAACUCCAAGAUUUGACAGGAGUCAAUGUUUGUUCUAUCUUUAUAUCUCAGUUACCCUGGGAAAAAUUUAGAAAUCAGAUUAUAUCAUUUCAUCCUAUUUGCCUUUACUUCCCAAAUUAUACCAAAGAACAAAUAUGUGAAAUAUUGAGUCAAGAUUGCCCUCCUGACUAUCAAAAGAAUUUCUACAAUGGAUACAUCAGUGUCAUAAUGAAAACUUUCUAUACGGUUACUAGGAAUCUUAGCGAAUUGCGGCAUCUAGCUCAAACAUACUUUGGAAAAUAUUGUGAGCCCAUAUCCCAAGAUCCUGACUAUGAAAUUAGUAGUCUAAAGUUAUGGAAAAAUAUUGAACCAACUCUUAGAGAAGCAAUGCAUUCUGUGUAUCUUAGAGAGAUUUCUGGUACUACUUCUAACUGCAAAUCUUCGAGUGUAAAGCAAGUAACGACUAUAGGAACCGAAAAAGCAUCUUCCACGAUGUAUUGUGUCACCAGGCAACUACCAUUUUAUUCUAAAUUUUUGCUCAUAGCCUCAUAUUUUGCAUCUUAUAAUCCACCUAAAACAGAUCUAAAACAUUUUGUGAGAAACCAGGGAAAACAAAGAAAGAAGAAAGUUUCGAGGAAAAUUGUAAAAAGUCGUCAUUUAUUAGGACCAAACUCUUUUACGUUAGAUAGGAUGUUGUCGAUAUUUUUUUCAAUAGUAGGAGAAAGAGUUUUGCCUUCUGCUUUACUGUAUUCUCAGAUAUCGUCUUUGGUCAGUAUGCGCUUGUUGUGUCGUGUGUCAACUGACGAGCAUUUAGAUUGUCCGAAGUAUAAAUGUCUUGCGGAGUUGGAUCUUGUAACUAAAAUUGCAAAAACUGUCAGCAUAGAUGUUAUGGGUUAUCUUGAUGAUUUCUUAUGAGAAAAAUAAA